Molecule: messenger RNA, 1752 nt
Organism: Naumovozyma castellii
Lineage: Eukaryota; Fungi; Ascomycota; Saccharomycetes; Saccharomycetales; Saccharomycetaceae
Gene: GAA1
Product: GPI-anchor transamidase subunit GAA1
Exons: 1
Coding region: 1-1752 (583 amino acids)
Source: RefSeq, a predicted model, not a curated record
AUGGGUUUAUUUGAGCGAGUUCAACGACAAGUAAUUGCAAGAGGUCUCAUACCAAAGGUAAUUUCUCUGCUACCGUUAAUUUCCACAUUAUGUAUUGUUCUCGGAAUAGUAAUAAUCGGUAUCUUGCCCUUCGAAGGACAAUACAGAAACACUUACAUAUCAGAGAAUGCCUUGAUGCCAUCCCAGGCAUACAGUUAUUUUAGAGAGUCCGAAUGGAAUAUUGUUAGAGGAUACAGAUCACAAAUUGUGGAACUUCGCAAUGCGUCAGCCGUGGAAAGAAACGCCAUUAUGUCAGAGUGGUUACAACAAUUCGGCACUAAGACUGAUAUUUAUCAGAAUCAUGAAACAGGUGAUACAUUAUAUGGUGUUUUCCACGCUCCCCGUGGUGAUGGUACAGAAUCUAUGGUUUUGGCAAUUCCUUGGUUUAAUGCAGAUGGAGAGUUUAAUGUCAAUGGUGCCGCCUUGGGUGUAGCUUUAGCAAGAUACUUCUCUCGUUGGCCUGUCUGGUCCAAGAACAUCAUUGUUGUCUUCACAGAGAAUCCCAAAGCUGCCUUAAGGUCAUGGGUAGAGGCUUACCAUACAUCAUUAGAUUUAACAGGUGGGUCUAUUGAAGCUGCCAUUGUUCUUGAUUUUGCUGGAGAAGGUGACCUCUUUGAUUAUAUGGAGAUAUACUAUGAUGGACUAAACGGUGAAUUGCCAAACCUUGAUAUGGUCAAUAUCGGGGUGUUUACUGCAGAACAUGAAGGUAUGAAAGUUUCAUUACAUGGGACCCCAUUUGAUAAAAUUAAAGAAGAUACAUUAUUUUCAAGAUUAAAGAUUCUGAUGUCAAGUAUUAAGAAUUCUGCAUUAUCUGGGGUUAAAAAGACCUACGGUAACGAAGCCUUUAGUGGAUGGAGAAUCCAAUCGGUAACUCUAAGAGCCAGAGGCCAAAAUGGGCCAUUUGAUGUUACAUCCUUUGGCCGUGUUCCAGAAGCUAUGUUUAGGUCCAUUAAUAAUUUAUUGGAAAAAUUCCAUCAAUCAUUUUUUUUCUACUUAAUGUUGGCUCCUAGACAUUUUGUCUCCAUCAGUAGUUAUCUACCGUCCACUGUUGCAAUUUCCAUUGGAUUUGCUCUAGCAUCAUUGAAUUCAUAUUUCAACAACCCAUAUUACACAUUACCAUUUUUUUCGUUAUACACUCUUCUUUCGAUCCUGUUCUGGUUUGUAUCCUUAGUUGUGACUUUUAUAGUUUCCAACAUUUUCAUUUACUCACCAUUCCCCACUAUACUACUAGCUGUUAAUAUUAUUAUCUGCUUGUAUCCAGCCAUAUUGAAAGGCAAUGCUUUUAUGAAAGACCUUCUAUCUUACAGAUUGAGAAGCACUGCAUUUCUUUUUAUGAGCCUUCUUCUAACGUCGUUAUUGAUGGUAAAUUUUCCCUUAGCCUUCGGGAUGGGUCUACUCUCAUUCCCUAUGACUCAAGUUAAGACGAUUACUUCCGAUACUCCCACAAUAUCACGUACAAGAGUUAAGAAUUCUGUAUUAUUAUUGGUUUCAAAUCCAUUUAUUGCUACAUGGCUGUUUAGUCUUCUUUGUGAUAAUGAAUUUUCUGGAUUGGAUGUAUUUGAAAGACUUGUUUCUGCAUCAAGGGAAUUAGGAUGUUGGACUUGGUUAGUCCUUUGUGUUGGGUGGUGGACACCUUGGUUGCUUGUCGCAAUUUCUGCACUGGACACUGUGAAAUUGAGUAAUGAUUCUGAAGAUUUCAAGAAGCAACAAUAA